AUGGCACGUCCGGAACUCGUCGCUCUCGUCAUGGGCGCUUCUCGCGGCAUCGGCCGCCAAAUAGCUAUCGACCUAGCUAGCAACGGCUAUGCAGUAAUGCUGGCGGCAAAAACCACCUCAGACGCCACCAAAACAUUCCCCUUCCCACCAGACCCCAACUCCUCCGCAUCAACCAUUAACACUGUAGAGCGCGAGAUCCGCGCAGCAGGCGGGCACGCCGCCUCCGUGGCCGUGGACGUACGCGACGCCGCGCAGAUCCAGAACGCCAUCGACGAGACAGUCCGGAUCUUCGGUAAACUGGAUGUCCUGGUAUACAACUCGGGCGCGAUCUGGUGGUCCUCGGUGGAGAAGACACCGUUGAAGCGAUUUAAGCUUAUGCAGCAGAUUAACCCCGAGGGCCUGUAUGCGACAGUGCAAGCGGCGUUACCGGCGUUUGAACGGAACGGGUGGCAGGGGCGGAUUGUGGUUGUUUCGCCGCCAAUCUAUUCGCGGUUCUUCAGGGGGAAGACUGCCUAUGCAAUGGGCAAGGUGGGAAUGAGCGUUCUGGUUAAAGGUCUGGCUAUGGACUUUGUCCGUCAGGAGCGCAAUGAGAUGGCUAUUACGAGUAUCUGGCCUGCAUCGUCCAUUGAAUCUGCCGCCACAGAGUUCAACAAAUCCGAGGAUACGUCCUACAAGAAGGACCUGCGAAAACCCAAAAUCUUCUCCGACGCUAUCCUGGAGAUGCUCCGCGCCCCAGCAGCCCAAGUGAACGGGCUCCUGGACACCGAUGAGGACUUCCUCCGCGAAAAGUGCGGGGUUACCGAUUUCUCACAGUACUCGGUGAUUCCAGGCUCGACUCCGCGCCGGAUCAUGCCUGCGCAGUUUCCGGUGCUGGAGGUUGCGGAGCAGGACGAUGAAGGGCAGCGGAUGGAUAGUGCUCAUAUUCGAGCUGCUAAGAUUUAG
Molecule: messenger RNA, 942 nt
Organism: Penicillium canariense
Lineage: Eukaryota; Fungi; Ascomycota; Eurotiomycetes; Eurotiales; Aspergillaceae
Exons: 5
Coding region: 1-942 (313 amino acids)
Source: RefSeq, a predicted model, not a curated record